Mesorhabditis belari is the source of this 582-nucleotide messenger RNA. The record is from the annotation of a GenBank genome assembly. Lineage: Eukaryota; Metazoa; Nematoda; Chromadorea; Rhabditida; Rhabditidae.
AUGAGAGUCGUCACAGCUGUAACUGAUGGUUUUUACUCGAUCGGGACACAAAAUGGGCAUCUUCGGCAAACAUUCACUAGGAAUCAAUUGGCUCCAUGUGAAGCUGAAUUCUUCUCGACCAAUUCAAUUCCGGACAGGGAGACAUCGUUGGGAACUGCUGUUGGGGCAGCAUCGAUCUCUGGGAGCCAAGGUCACGUUCAUUGCUUGUGCCUGAGCGGAUACCUCGUGGACCGCAACUUUCGCGGGACGGAGCUGCGAGGCGGUCGAUCGAACUUUGACUGGAUCAACAUGGAGACGAUUGGUUUUCAAGAUUUAACGAGUGAUGGAUUGGUGAUUACAGCUCAACAGAGAAGGAAGCGAUCUCCUGCCAUUUCGGCUGGCGAUACUGUAUUCUUUCAUCCGAUUCUAAUUCACGGAUCUGGAACGAAUAGAACCACAGGUUUCCGAAAAGCGAUCUCCUGCCAUUUUGCCAAUGAUGAUGUUUGUCGCUAUCAGCCAAUCACUCAAGGACAGAGCAACACAGCAAACGAGGGAGUUUGGCGAAUGAAAGCAAAAGCCGUGAGCGGAGUGAGGAACCAUCUU